Postia placenta MAD-698-R-SB12 is the source of this 1116-nucleotide messenger RNA. RefSeq lists its product as hypothetical. Bases 1 to 1116 code for a protein of 371 amino acids. Lineage: Eukaryota; Fungi; Basidiomycota; Agaricomycetes; Polyporales; Adustoporiaceae. The transcript has 10 exons. The record is from RefSeq and is a predicted model, not a curated record.
AUGGUCUGGCGUAUCAGGCGCGGGUGCGCUGCUGAGAUGGCCAAGAAGAUUAACGGACAUAGGUUCUACCGCGGUAUAUUCGGCGCUGUUAGUGAAGACAGCUCAAUAGAACACCCUAACAACCGCACCGUCACCUCACAGGACGAUAGCAGGAGUAUUUGGGCUGGCCUUCAACUGGGGACUGCAAGGCACGCUGUGCGCCCAGAUAUAUUUCUACUACACUUCCUUUUCCAAAGAUACAACUACUCUGAAGAUAUUCGGUUAGUCGGAGCUCUAUUCCUUGCGGAAUGGCUGCAGACGAUUUUUACUACCAUUGGCAUACUCCACGACGUAUCCCUGUCCUUUUUUAUGUUAGUUGAGCUUUGGGAGCUCUAUCGGCAGGUGGUUCCUGUGGUGUCCGGAAUCAUAGCUACUGCUGUACAGAUAUUCUACGCGUGGAGGAUUUCCGUUCUUUCAGACUGGAAGUCUUUUCGCUAUCUCGCGGCUAUGAUCACACUGGUCGCUGUUGGGAGCCUCGUUACGUGCAUAACUGCUACCGUUCUGGGGCUUGACGUUGUUACUCUUGUAGUGUCCCCCCAGAUGCCUGUAUACAAAUAUUUAGCAUCCAUAUCACCAGUUCUGGUUUGGCUCUCGCUCACCGCGUUUGUCGAUAUUGUCAUAGCAAUUCUCAUGACAAUCUUGUUGUAUCGCAUUCAAAGUCAUAGCGUUGCGACCGCGGGUCUAAAAACGAGUCUCAUUCAAUACACGAUAACAAGCGGUGCUAUAACUGCGAGCGUCGCCCUUGUGGCUUUUGCGUUAUACAUGACCGAUGUUCUUGCUUCCGAUCUCGCUUUCCGAGGUGUAAACAACCUUGGACCUUACAAUAGUUGGGCUGUGAAUUAUCCGGGACCAUUAUCAAUCUGCCCUUACGCCAACACUGCCCUCUUUGGCCUGAACAACCGCUCGCUGCUCCGUCAAAAGUAUAACGACAGCGAACAAACGAUCAUGCUGCCAACAAUAGAUUCUAGCGUGCCCUCCGAUACGCAGGAAUCGCAUCGGUCCAUAUUGGCUUUCAGGAGCUCCCAUCAGGGCGAGCUCGCAGCCAACACUGAGCAAGAUAUACAGGGACCCUGGUGA